Clupea harengus (Atlantic herring) is the source of this 1729-nucleotide messenger RNA. RefSeq names its product leukocyte elastase inhibitor-like. Gene Ontology annotation, molecular function: serine-type endopeptidase inhibitor activity. Lineage: Eukaryota; Metazoa; Chordata; Actinopteri; Clupeiformes; Clupeidae. Gene Ontology annotation, biological process: negative regulation of endopeptidase activity. The record is from RefSeq and is a predicted model, not a curated record.
CCCUGAAGUUGCAGUUUCACAUAUUUUCAGGUUAUUUAUUUAAAAAAUUCACAGUAAAGCUAUAGUGGAAGGCCUAUUACGAAACGUAGGCUACGCAAUGCGAUAGCUAGUCGAGUCAGUGAGAGGUGUGUAACAGGGCGUGUCAAGUAAUAAACUUAUGGGGAGUAAAGUGUAAAUGACAGUUCAGUCUCUGUGUCAGUACGGUGGUAAGAGGACUCCUGAAAGCUAAAAUAACGUGUACAACACAUCGACUCUAAGUCAACCAUGGAAUCACUGGCAGCUGCAAAUUCAAACUUCUCUCUUGAACUUUUCAAGAAGAUCACAGAGACAAACAAGACGGGCAAUGUGUUCUACUCACCACUCAGCAUCUCUUCUGCGCUGGCCAUGGUCUGUCUCGGAGCCAAGGGCAAUACUGAAGUCCAAAUGCAUGAGUCCCUCAACCUGCACAAAGCAGAUGGUGAUUUCCAUGUUGGCUUCAACAAGCUCUUCGCUGAACUCAACAAAGAAGGAGCCCCAUAUGCGCUGAGUCUGGCCAAUCGCCUGUAUGGAGAAAAGACCUACAAGUUUGUUGAGAAAUUCCUUGCUGACACCAAGACACACUAUCUUGCUGAGUUGGAGGCUGUUGACUUCCGCACAAAUGCAGAGGCGGCACGACUGAACAUCAACAAAUGGGUGGAGGAAAAGACACAAGAGAAAAUCAAGGACCUGUUGGCUGAAGGGGUUGUGGAUGAUGAAACAAGACUUGUGUUGGUAAACGCCAUCUACUUCAAAGGCAACUGGGAGAAGCAGUUCAACAGUGCUCGCACCAGUGAAGUUAAAUUCAAGCUCAAUAAGAAUGAAAGUAAGCCUGUGCAAAUGAUGCAUCAGAAGGCAAAAUUCCCCUUUACCUAUGUCCCCGAUGUCGACUGCCAGAUUCUGGAACUCCCCUAUGUGGGCAAAGACAUGAGCAUGCUCGUUAUGCUCCCAAAUGAAACGGAGGACAACGCCACUGGACUGGAGAAGCUGGAGCAGAUGCUCACAUAUGAGAACUUUCUGGAGUGGACCAGGCCUGACAUGAUGGACUAUGUGGAGGUCCAGGUGGGUCUCCCCAGGUUCAAGCUGGAAGAGACAUAUGAUCUCAAGGAGAUCCUGGUCAGCAUGGGCAUGGUGGAUGCCUUUGACCACCAGAAGUGUGACUUCUCCGGCAUGUCGCCCUGCGACGAACUGGUUCUGUCCAAGGUCGUGCAUAAGUCCUUUGUGGAAGUGAACGAGGAGGGCACUGAGGCAGCCGCAGCUACAGCUGCCGUCAUGAUGAUGCGCUGUGCCAUGAUGCCACCAGAGAGGUUCAUGGCGGACCACCCCUUCCUCUUCUUCAUCCGACACAACCCCACACAGAGCAUCCUCUUCUAUGGCCGCUACAGCUCCCCUUAAGCUGAGGACAAUCUCCAUCUCUUGGCCAAAGACCAUGCCUUGGGUGUAUUCAUACAACCAGUGAGAAUUGUCUGUAUAGAUUAUUCUACAAAAUGGGUUUAAGAGCCUGACUGCAAAGCAUUGAGGAAGUUGUCUGUUGUAUCAUACUAGAAAAAUGAAGUGAAAUGAAAAACAAGUUUUAUGUAGAAAGAUGAUGAAGCCUUAUACAUUGACUGGCUACCUGUAACCUAAAGCCUUACUGCAAUUGUAUUCUCACUGUAAGGCAGUUGUAAUUGGACCACUUUUUGCAGCUAAAUAAAUCAUUUAAUCUGUAUGGUUA